ACAGGGUAAUGUCACAGGUGAGAACGCACGGUGACAUCGGCAACACGUUUACUUUUCCCACAUCGUUAGGAUUUCAAUAUACAGGCGAAAGGACCUCGAGCGCGACCUGUCAGAUACCCGCACCUGUGAGGGGCAUCUGUGUACAGGCUGUCCGAGCCCUCUUGUGCCAAAAUAAAUUGACUACUUGAAACGCGACGCAAUGUUUGGAGUGAUGCAUCCAGGUAGGAAGUACUCCCCGACGCAAUAUCUUGCAGGGGUAGCGCCGUUAACGCUGUCUACGGCGAACGCGCUGCCAAAUUCGCAGGUGGACAAGGAGUUGGAAAAUACAGCGAAAAUGUCCCCGCCGCCAAAUGCCAAGACGCGAAAUCCGAAAGUGAAGGGCAUGAGAGCGGGAAAGAGGCACUCUUCCCCGGCUCGGAGCGUGGAGACAGCCGAAGCUACGAGUAAUGAGUUGCACCACGAAAUGGCACUCAACCCUGCCGAGAAGGGAGGCGCGGCACCCCGCAGCAGGAAAAGGGGUUACCGGCCUCCUGACGUAAGGACAAUAUUCGAACCCUCUGAAAAAGACCCGAGGGUUCCAGAGGAAAAGGGCGAAGGGCAUUCAUUUUUGCCCGAUGUGUCGGGCGGGUGGUGCGACCUGUGCUGCCACUACAUCCUCGAAAAUCGCCUUACAUGUACAGGCUGUAAGUACACCUGUCACUCCCAGUGUCGUAGUCGAGUCUCCCUGAAUUGCCAUCAGAGCGGACCUGCCACCGACACCCCUUUCAGCGGCCACACAGAGGACCACCUCAACAACAAUCGCAGCCCGCUGGUGGAUGUUGAGAAGGAGAGAGAGCUUCGCACUCACCUCAGCCGGGAGGAGAUCCGCCACAAGGUCGAGCUGUACAACUCCUCCGUCAGGGACCACCUGAAAAUGACCCUGCACGCGAAUGGCCAGUACACGGGGUUCAUCAAGGUCCAGCUGGAGCUGCACCGGCCAAUCACGGUGCGAGGCGGCGGCGGCGGCGGCGGGGCAGGCCCGGCCGGGACGCACCCCGGCAACAACAACAAGGGGGAGGAGGCCUUCUACCUGCCGCGGGGCGCCGUCAACACCCUGCACAUCAGCAGCUCCAACACCGUGCGGCAGGUGAUCGAGGCCCUGCUGCUGAAGUUCACCGUGGCCGACAACCCCGCCAAAUUUGCCCUGUUCAAGCGCUACCGUCGAGAGGACCAAGUGUACGUGUGUAAGCUGGCGGAGGAGGAGCACCCCCUGUUCCUGCGUCUGGUGGCAGGGCCCAACACGGACACGCUGAGUUUCGUGCUGAGGGAGCAGCAGACCGGGGAGGUCAUGUGGGAUGCUUUCUCCAUACCUGAGCUCCACAACUUCUUGCGCAUCCUUGACAAGGAAGAGGACGACCAGGUGCAGAUUCUCACCAAGCGCUACGCCAACUACAGACAGAAACUCGAGGAGGCCCUGAGGGCAGUGGGGAACCAUGGGUAACAGGCACCUGUGCAGAGGGAAAGAAGGAGAGAGAGCACUGUAGGACCUGAGCCAGCCUGUGGGUCACUCACAAGGACUGGCAGACAAAGACUGCUGGACUUUGGACUGCCUCUUGAGAAAUGUGUGCAAUGCACAGGAUGAACACAAGGGGGAGGUGUUUCUGUGGUGGCAAGGUGCUUCCACCACUUGGGACUUUAUCUUUUUUGAAAUGGUGUCGGGGGGUCGGUCACCUUCGGGAUACGCCACGCACCUUUCCCACAGUGCACGGUGGCUGCCAUGUUCACAUAUGCGCCCUCUAUCACUCUCUCCGCCUGUCUUCAACUUUUCUUUGUUUUAUUUUUGUUGGUUACCUCUUUCAAACAUGUGAAUGAUUCAAGAGGAACCUUGAAUCAGUUUUAUGUAACUAUUAUUUAAUUAAUGGAUGAAAUGGUUUGUAAAUAUUUUUUUUUCUCCUUUUAAUUUUAAUUUAUGUGGUUGAAGCUUUAUGCAUUUUACUUUCAUGGUUUUAUUUUAUUUUAUUUUAUUUUUAUUUCCCGGGGCAUCGAAGCAAUGGUAAUAGGGGAAAGAGCCGUACAUAGUCAUUUAUUUUGAAUUGAUUCCUCUCUAAAUUGGAUGUAGAAGGUGGAUUUGCAACACACAAAAAAACAGGACAACACAAUGAUAACAGGUUCCCAUCGCCGGUGAUUAAUGACUGAGUUUGGCCUCCUAACAAAGAGUAUGUUGGAUAUGUUUUGGGAACACUGUUGAUGCUGUGCUGGUGGCAAAUGUCUGCAGUGAACAAAUUCCUAUUGACCCAAGGGUGGGAGGGAGCUGAUAUCACCACACAAGGGCGGUCAGAAUCACCAAGGAGGAACGGCUAAAGUCGAGGGAGUGAGAGAGAACAUUGCGAAAGUAUAACAGUGUUGACCUGCAGUGGGUGUGCUUGGGCAGUUUGGGCCUGAAAAGUGGAGUUUUAUGGGCUUUUAAUGGGACUGGAGGUUUGUUUGGACUAAAGGGUAGGAUGAAGGACACUGGAGUAGUGACAUGGUGAACAGAGAGUGCAGGUAAGACUGAUCUCUAAUAAGGAAUAAAGAGAUCAGUCGUGGGGAUGUCUGAGAAUCUGGGUGAUAAAGGGUACGGUCAGUAAGUGGAGGUUGGUGGGGCUGUUCUGCAAGCAGAUGGAUCACGGGAAGUUGAUAAAUGGAUAUAGAGGAUGUUGACGUUGAAAAGAAAGAAGGAAAGCAAAAGGCAAUCCCUUGCACUGCUCCUAAGAGCAUCCCAAUCCAGCAGGUGGGUGUGCAAGGUGUUAAGGCUGAGUCCUUAUAAUUUACGUGCCUUGUGGCAACUGGAACAUAAGUGGUGGGGGAAGCUCAUGUUUUUCUGUAUCUGUUUUAGAUGUGUGUGCAGCAGCAUGCAUCUUCUUUUAAUCACAGAGUAUUCAAUGUGUAGAUUUAACUCAGGGGAUUAAGUGGGCGUCAGUAAAAGUAGGAUUUCCGAUCCUCCCCUCCUUGAUGUUUAUGUAAUGGCCGGCAUUUGAGAAAAGUGACUUUGAAGUAGGCAGGUAGGGGGUCAUGUGACACAGGAUGAAAGAACUAGGCGUGUGCUUCUGCAGAUAGGCGCAGGAGUCCAGCCCAGGCCGUUUGGCCCCGGUGAUCUCUCCUCCCUCUCUUUGUCUCAUGAAAUAGUACACUUGAUUGCAAUAUUGCAGGAAGGAGUGUAAUAACAGGCCAGAAUAACACAUUUAUGUGUUCAGGUUAAAGGCCAUGAGAAUGUUUCCUGUGUUGAUCUUGCAAAGAGAUUUUCCACUUGCAUGGCGGGGAUUGUGAGUUUUGUGCUUUUUAUAGUCCAUCUUGCCCUCAGCCAGGCAUGCCCACGUAUUUCUGUGUUUAAUAGAGAUUAUGCAAUCUGGUUUACAUAGAAACUCUAGAAGUGCACUUUUAUUAGACAAUCAAACAGUGGAGAAUAAGAGAGUUAGGAUAUCACAGCAACACCCAGUUAUUGGAAUAAAUGUAACUAAACAACAUGCUUAGCAUAUUGCAGGUGUAUGCUAUGUGUUGGCAUUUUGUGCAUCUCUGCUAGUACUGCAUGAUGGUUUUCUGACCGGUACUGCAUUGCAAAAUAACUUCAUGUAGAUGUGUCAUGAUUAUAUGGGGACAUCUAUUGGAUAACUGCUGUAACUGCACCUUUUCUUCAGUCUUAAUUUCUUUUUUUUGCCUGUGCAAAGCUGUUCAGAAUUUAUGAAUAUAUGUGCUCUUUGUUUAAUUUCUGAUGUCUUUAUUUUUGGUAGGUUGUUAAAACCAAAGAGUUUGUAAAAAGAAUGCACACUAAUUUAAGGUGACAAGUUUUGCCUGGUGCAAGCAGUUAUGGGCCUCACCGCCUAGGGGGGCACAUGUGCAGGCUUAUUCCAAUACCGACCCAAGGUGAUUUUUAAUUACUCUUAAAACACUGGGUAUUGAGUAUAACUUACAUUUAACCUCCCUAGAAUUUUUUCACUGCAGGUAUAUGCCAUUAAGUCAUUAUGUUUGAGUACCUGCUAAGAGUGGUGUGUGCAGUUUGUCAGAAAAGCACCGCAAGUUGUAGACAACCGCCUUUGCUCGAAAUCUGCUAUAAGGGUAAAUAUAACUGCAGUACUGCGGCUUCAGAAUAUGAGACCCUCAAUCUAGAAAAGCUUGUACUUGGGCACUUUACUUCUGAAUUCAGGGACUGUCUUUUUGUGCUACUUUAUAAGACAUCUAUAUCCUAUAUAAUUAUAAUUAUACACAGUUACUUAGAGUUACAGUUGAAAAUAUUGAUGGUUAUUUUUUUUUUACACCGUCAUAGUAAAUGCUAAGAGUUUUUAUUUGUUCCUAAAACCUUAAGGAUUAUACCAACACAAUCUCCUCUUGAUCGAUUUUAGUCAUAUAAAAGUUAUACUGUGAAGGUCAGCGGACUAGGGGGGUUAGGAUUAAAAAAAAAUGUCUGGACGUUAAUAUACCAUUAAAACACUCAUAUUAUGCAUGCAUUAUAUCUACUAAUGCAUAUGCUGUAGAGCUGUUUAGGAAACACUUAGGCCAGUAUUGUCCAGAUAGGAAGAAAAUGUAGAAAUAUUAACAGAUUCACUAUAUUACUAUUGUUUGCCAAACGUGUCCAGGUUUUCUUCUUGCUAUGCACUACAGUUGUACUGGUGAAGAGAGAAUCCACUGUGACAGAAGCCGGAAGGUUUCAUCUUAGUUUCACACUGGGCCUAAAGAUGCGAUUUUUUUUUUCUCGCAGCUGGAGCGGAGAGUGGCCUCAGUUCAGGACGCGAGCUUCAGUGUGCGCAGUUUCCUUCAUGAAUAUUAACUAGUUUCUGGUACUGCUGACAUACGGAGAUGGUGAUGGUACAAGAAACGGUUUUUAAGGUUGGCUUGCAAGAAACAAGAAGUUAGCAACUCGAAAUUUGAGACGUUGCGGUUCCAUUUGUACUGUUAAUGCGAGU
Megalops cyprinoides (Indo-Pacific tarpon) is the source of this 4916-nucleotide messenger RNA. RefSeq names its product Ras association domain family member 3 (gene rassf3). The record is from RefSeq and is a predicted model, not a curated record. Gene Ontology annotation, cellular component: cytoplasm. The coding region runs from base 200 to 1480 and encodes 426 amino acids. Gene Ontology annotation, biological process: signal transduction. NCBI's taxonomy places the organism in Eukaryota, Metazoa, Chordata, Actinopteri, Elopiformes, Megalopidae. The transcript has 6 exons.